Messenger RNA from Zingiber officinale, 1017 nucleotides. Its product is annotated as 36.4 kDa proline-rich protein-like. Bases 87 to 746 code for a protein of 219 amino acids. The record is from RefSeq and is a predicted model, not a curated record. The transcript has 2 exons. NCBI's taxonomy places the organism in Eukaryota, Viridiplantae, Streptophyta, Magnoliopsida, Zingiberales, Zingiberaceae.
AAAAGGGCUCUCCGGCGAACAGCAAGCCGGCGACUUCAAGCUUUGCAGCGAGCUCAUCUCUUCUGCUAGAACCGCAGCCAAUUACGAUGAGCUCCAUGGCCAUGGUCGCAGCUCUUGCGCUCGUAGCGUUUCUCGCCGUUUGCUCUGCUGAUCCUGUGAACAUCGCCUGCGGCUCCUGCCCGUCCCCUAGGACACCUAGGACUCCCGGGACUCCCGUCACCGUGCCUCCUGUCCACUUGCCUCCUAUUAUUGUGCCGCUGCCGCCGGUCACCGUUCCACCCGUGCUAACGCCGCCUGUUACCGUGCCUCCGGUCACCGUUCCCAAUCCCCCAGUCACGGUGCCCCCCGUAACAGUGCCGCCCGUCGUCAGGGUACCCCCGGUAACAGUGCCGCCCGUCAUAGGACUGCCGCCCGUCGUCACGGUGCCCCCGGUAACCGGAGGUUCGCCGCCGACAUCUAGGCAGGGCGGGUGCCCGUCGCCCCCAGCGACCACCGGAAGCAGCACAUGCCCCAUGAUGAAGCUGGGCGUUUGCCUCGACGUACUCGGCGAGACGAUCCAGAUCGGAGAUCCCGCCGUGGAAUGCUGCGCCCCUCUGGACGGCCUCACCGGCGUCGACGCCGCCCUCUGCCUCUGCACCACCAUCACGGCCAAAAUGCUCAACAUGAACAUCGUCCUCCCCGUCGCUCUCCAAUUCCUCGCAAACACCUGCGGCAAGUCCAUUCCUCCGGGCUACACCUGCCCAUAAUCAACUCCAUGCCUCGCGGCACCUUCUCUUCGAAAGAUUAUUGUGUGUGAUUGCCAGUGCAAGUGGUGGAUUGUUUUUCAGUUUAUUCGAUCAGUACUGCUGCUGACAGUAGUAGAGACAUGAAAGCGUAUGCCCAAGUCACUGAAGUGUCUAUUUAAUUUUUCAGAUGUUGUACAAUUAAUUAAUGUAACUUGCUUGGUGUGUCAUGUGAAAGCCUGCAGCUUUGUGUUUUCUUCGCAUUGCCCUAAUUAAAACUGUCUAGUUCUUCUUC